AUGAACACGCCAGCAGCCAAGCGAAGGCGCGUCGACGCCGCCAAUGCAACCCUCAGGAAACCGUUUCACUCGCCGUUACUUAGGCGGCAGCCAGACGCGGGAGAAAGCAGCACGCCAGGGUCUAGCAAGACGCCAGAUACAAACGGUAACAAGCGGUCAUUCGAAGAAGUCUACUCGCCGAGCUCGCCAUCGGCGCCGAGACAACCCCAGUCAGCGAGGGCAACGCGUCCGCUUGGGAACCUGCUCCACGGCCGGCCGGCGUCACCUCUGAAGCUCUCAGUCUCCUCGGGGACCGAAGCUGCUCCUAAGCGUAAGACCUCUGGCCCGAAAGAAGGCAGGGCCGUGCCAGGCGACGACAACCCUUUCUUCGCCCUCGCCAGCGCCCACAGGACGUCGGGCCGGGACACCAUUGCGAGGGACCUGGACCGGCGGCUGGAGACGGUGAGGCAGGCGGGGGAGAUCGAGGCCGCGUCCGAGCGGAGCCGCCCCGGAGAGCCAGUGGACCAGGAGCUGAGGGACCUCGUUGUCAAGUGGAGGGGCGCGAGCCGGCUGGCUGCUGAGGAGCUGUUUGAGACUGUUAAGGAACGGGUUGAUAACGCCGGGGGCCCGAAGGCGUGGAAGGAGAUGCAGCAGAGGCAGCAAGAGUUCUACCAGGGGUUUGACCAGGAAUCACCUACCAGGUCAAAGCCCGCAGACGAAGACUUGGACGCAGAGUACUCGCAAGAGGUCCAGGACCACCUGGAAGAGGCCGGGCGAUGCGAAGCAGCCGAGGGCAAACCUGACGAGGACGAUGAACCGGAUUUCACCAUGGCACACAUGCUCCGGAGCCUGAAUAUAGAUUUUCCCCUUCUGGGAUAUGACGAGAAAGAAGACAAAUGGAUCAAUUAG
This is a messenger RNA of Diaporthe citri, 888 nucleotides long. RefSeq lists its product as uncharacterized. The coding region runs from base 1 to 888 and encodes 295 amino acids. Gene Ontology annotation, biological process: DNA recombination. The transcript has 3 exons. NCBI's taxonomy places the organism in Eukaryota, Fungi, Ascomycota, Sordariomycetes, Diaporthales, Diaporthaceae. The record is from RefSeq and is a predicted model, not a curated record.